GAAGAUGCGGGAAAAAUGGUUUAUGCAACUGUUGGUUUAAACAUAGUAAAAAUGGCGUCCUUAAAAGCAGCAAUGAAGAGUGGUCAGAAAACUCAUCGUGAAAGAUCUCAACUUUCUGGAAGAAAACAUCUUGGUUUACUAGAAAAGAAAAAAGAUUAUCUUCUCAGAGCAAAAAAUUUCCACCAGAAAGAAAAUACUCUGAAAAAAUUAAAACAAAAGGCACUUGAAAAAAAUCCUGACGAAUUUUAUUUUCAAAUGAUCAAUCAGAAAACAAAGGAAGGUGUACACGUGCUUCCUCAAAAUGUAAAAAAGUAUACUUCCGAACAGAUUAAGUUGUUGAAAACUCAAGAUUUAAAUUAUUUAAAUAUGAAGUGCAACGUUGAAGCAAAUAAAGUUAAAAAAAUGCAAAGCGAUUUACACAUGAUCGACAUGGCAGACACUCAAGAGAGAAACCAUAUUUUUUUUGUUGACACUAAAAAAGAAUGCAAUGAGUUUAAUGCUGCAGAGAAAUUUGAUACGUUUCCUGAACUUUUAUCUCGAAAACACAACAUUCCAACUAGACAGAUGCUCAUGGAUCCGUCUUCGCAAUUUGUGAAUUCGCAGUCUGAAAAGCAAACUCAGCUUUCUUAUGCAGCAUUAGAGAAAAGAAUUCAACGUGAAGAUAAACUUGUUCAAACAAGGGAAGCAUUAGCUCUCCAACGCCAGUUAAUGGGUAAAGGUACAGUGUCUAAACGCAAAUUUGAUAAGAAAAAACCUACGUACAAGUGGAAAAAGCAGCGAAAACAUUAGACAGUUUUAUCUUUAAUUAAUCAUUAAUAAUUUUGUAUAAAAUUAUAAAAGUUAUAUAUAAUUAUUUA
This is a messenger RNA of Hydra vulgaris (swiftwater hydra), 857 nucleotides long. The record is from RefSeq and is a predicted model, not a curated record. NCBI's taxonomy places the organism in Eukaryota, Metazoa, Cnidaria, Hydrozoa, Anthoathecata, Hydridae.